Cornus florida is the source of this 3532-nucleotide messenger RNA. Its product is annotated as U-box domain-containing protein 5-like. Gene Ontology annotation, molecular function: ubiquitin-protein transferase activity. The coding region runs from base 997 to 3195 and encodes 732 amino acids. Gene Ontology annotation, biological process: protein ubiquitination; cell surface receptor signaling pathway. NCBI's taxonomy places the organism in Eukaryota, Viridiplantae, Streptophyta, Magnoliopsida, Cornales, Cornaceae. Gene Ontology annotation, cellular component: cytoplasm; nucleus. The record is from RefSeq and is a predicted model, not a curated record. The transcript has 7 exons.
CUUCAUUCCUUCAAUGUUUCUCUCUCUCUCUCUCUAAGAUUUUAUGAAAUUUCUUUUCAAAAUUUUCUCUCUUCUCUGGAUUCAUUGCCACCAUCUUCAAUUCAUAAAUUCUAAUCACCCCUGAAAACCUUUUAACUACCUAAGUCUUCUCUCUUUGGAAAAUAGUUUGAGAGAGAGAAGACUUAAGUCUAAAAAGAAGCCACUGUUACCCAUUUUAAUGAAGUUUACAGAUUAGGGUUUAUGUGCAGAAUCUUAGAGGGGUAAAUUUUUAGAGAGAAAAAAUGAUUGCACAGAAGGAAAAUUCAGACCCAAAUCGUAAAGAGAGAAGGUGAAAAAAAAUUUCACAAAGAGAGAGAGGAGGGAUAAAAUUUUAGAUAAAGAAAAAGUUAUGAGAAUUUGAAAGAGAGAUGGAAAAGAGAUGAUUCAGAUUCAAAUCUUAGAAAGAGUGAAUAGAAUGUCAAUAAGAGAGAAAGAUGGGUGAAGAAUUUCAGAGAGAGAGAGAGAGCGAGAGAGAGAUGAGUAAAUCGUUGUCUUGGUAGAGAAAAAGUGAAAGGUAUAAUUGGAACAUCAAGGAUAUACUCGUCAUUUGCAGCAUUAUUAUUUUUCACGGAGUAGAUGUUGGUCUUUGUGGGACGUUGAGACACACCAAGCCUGUUUGACUUGUCUUGAAGUAGUAUGAUUUGGUCUUGUGUUGACAUCUUCAGAAGCAAGAGCCCUGGUCUCAACUUGGCAAUCGAUUUUAUGGGUUUCUUCUCCUCUUUCGAAAUUCUAGGUCGUAGCUGUAGUGUGUUACAUGGCUUUUCUUUCAUUUGAAUUGGGUUUCUUUUGUAUAAAUUUUUAAUAUUGAAACCAUAUAUAUAUAUAUAUAUAUAUAUAUGUAUGGUGAUAGAGACUUGCUUACCAGCAACCAAAGGGUCCUGAAACCUUCCCUGCUUUGCUUUCCUGCCAUUUGGAUUUCUGGUCCAAAUGUGCAGAUCUGCGAUCCUUUGCUAGAAUAUGCAGAAUGAAGUUGCUAACCAUUGUUAUACAGUGAAGGUGCAUCGUCUAAUUUGCCUAGAGCUUAAGAAAUCCAUUGAUAGAAUCUCACAGAUUUUUUCAGCCAUUGAAUCUGCUCGACCAGGAUGUGCAUCAGGGAUACCGACCCUCUGCUCAUUACACCUUGCCAUGGAGAGAGCCAUGUCACUUAUCCGGCACUGCUCCGACUGCAGUAAACUCUACUUGGCAAUUACUGGGGAUAGGAUUGUGUUGAGAUGUGAAAAAGUACGAAAGGAUUUGGAGCUGUGUCUAACUCAAAUUCACAAUAUGGUCCCAUUAUUGUUGGCUACCCAGAUAUCUAGAAUUCUUGAUGAUCUUAGAGCUGUGACUUUUACUGUGGAAUCCUCUGAAGAUGAGGCUGGGAAGGUUUUACUUGAAUUACUCCAGCAGGACAUAGUUGCAUCAAAUUCUAUUAACACGUCUGAAUUCAAGGCUCUUCAACUUGCAGCUUUAAGGCUAAAUAUUACGUCCCCUGUAGCUCUCCUAAUUGAGAAAAGGUCUAUCAAGAAGCUACUUGAGAAAAUCCAAGAUACAAACCCCACGAAGAAGAAAAUCUUGAAAUACCUCUUGUAUCUUCUGAGGAAAUAUGGAAAACCCAUUACCCAAAAUGGACGACCCCUCAAUCAGUCCAUCGAGCCAGAACUACAAGUGGAUAAUGCAAGUAAGGAGGAUAAUGCAAGUAAGGAGGAUGAAGCGGACCUGUUCGAUAUAGCUGACCCUCCUGAAGAAUUCUUAUGUCCUCUCUCGAAGAGACUGAUGUAUGAUCCCGUUAUAAUAGCUAGUGGGCAAACAUUUGAAAAGGUGUGGAUAGAAAAGUGGUUUAAUGAGGGUCGCACAACAUGUCCAAAAACUCAUAUGAAGCUGCUUGACUUGUCCCUCACUCCAAAUUUUGCAAUAAAGGACCUCAUUUUAAGGUGGUGUGUGAAGCAUGAGAUCACUAUUCCUGAUCCGUGUUCACAACCCACUUCUGCACCUCUUCGCUUGCAGAAAUGUCCAUCUUCCAGUUCCAUUCUCAGCCUCGGCAGUUCUCUAAACGAGUUGCGGCUUCAAACCAGCAAUAUAUCAAUUCGCUCUUCAGAUACUACUUUUGGUUUAGGUUUAUCAGAUUACAACGAUGGUGAUAAAUUCAGCUUUGAUCUCCCUCGUAUGAAUGCAGAUUCUCAGAGAGUCCAACCUUCAGCAAACAGCCACGGCACUUACUUAGCCUCUCUCUCCAAAUUUGCUGCACUCUCACCAAAAUCCCGGCACAAAGCAGUGGAUGAUGUGAAGAACCAACUGAAAGACAACCACCCAGGAUCUCAUUUUGUGUUAUCUAACAGUUGCAUCGAAUCUCUAAUUAUAUUUUUAAAAGAUGCACAAGACUUGCAUGAUUCAGAAGCCAUGAGAGAUGGAGCACAGUUGCUUUUGACAUUUUUGAGUGAAAGAAGUGAAACGACACCUUUGCGAAAAAAUGAAAUUUACGUAUUGUCAUCGUUUCUCGAUUCUGAUAUCAGUAAAGAAGCUCUGGCUAUCAUAGAAGUUUUGUCUGGUCAACAGCAUUACAAGUCUGAAAUCGUGGCAUCUGGUGUUCUUCCUUCCAUCUUAGGAAUCCUUGAGAACCCCAACAGUGAAUUCCAUCUACUUGCUAUGAAAAUACUUUGCAACUUGUCUGCAGAUAGUGAUGCUGGCCACCACAUGCUAUAUCUAGAUUACAUCCCCAAGUUGUCUCCUUUUUUGGUUGAUCGCGCUUUUGCAGGAUAUUGCAUCAAAAUUUUCAAAAACAUGUGCAGUGCCGAGGAAGUAAGGGCUACAGUUGCUGAAAGCAAAGUGUUUAUUGCUUCCAUUGCAAAACUGUUAGAAAUUGGCACCAAUGAGGAACAGGAACUUGCUUUGGAUGUUCUGCUUUCUUUAGAUUAUGAAUGCGCAGAGUAUUGCCAACUGAUCAAGAAAGAGAACAUUAUCCUAUCAUUAGUCAGUAUAUCUGUCAAUGGGAAUGCCAGGGGGAGGUUGCUUGCAAAAGAAUUGAAGCAGCUUCUGAGACAUUUCAAAGAUGGCCGUGUUCAAGAAGGUGCAAAAUCUGGUUUAAACGUUGACAUCUCACGAGAGGAUCACCCAAAAGAAUAUAAAUCUUGCAAGGCAUCAGGAAUACUGGGAAGGACAAUAUUCUCGAAACGCAGGUGAUUCACAUUGUUCCUCUAUUUGGAGAAAAACAGUCGCCAUGCCGGGAAUAUGUAUCCUUUUUGAGAAGAGGAUGAGUCUUGGCAUUGCACAUCAGUUGUUAAGUGAUUGUGUUCAAUGAUUAUAUUGAUCCCCAGUAUUUAGUUUAAUAUCAGUAUCAUAGGAAUGUACGGUCUUGCUGCAUUUGUAGUAAGUAGCAAGCUUUUGGCCCUGUAGAUAUACAUGCUUUAUGACUUUUUGGUUACUCUCUCAAAUAGUUUAAUCCUACUUUUCUCAAAAAUACUUUAUGUACAUGGAUAUCUAUAUUUGUGUAUAUAUAAAUCUCUAUUUGAUGUGGUUA